AAGACUAGCCGGCCUGUAUGUACCUGAUUACUGUAUUCCAAUUAGUAUCUUCCAGUUCUAUCUAUCAAUUUUCCCGCGUUUUUCCUAUUGACAAUCCGAGAAGACAAAGGAAGCCAUGGAAGAAAGAAAAAUGGAGCAAUGGGUUACGUUGUUUGACAUUUUCAUGAAUAACCCAACACCUGAAACAGAAGCAUCUCUUUGGCUACAACAGAGUUUCAAUGCGACAACAUCUUCAUCGUCAACAAUAACUCCAAUCACGACAAGCUCUUUCCUCUCUUUGCUUACCAAACCCUGCAAUCCCAUUGUCAAGGACUCAUCUUUCUCUCCACCUACCACACCAAAAAGAGUUAUGUUUAUAGAGAUGCUUCCGGGUAUGGUUCAGUCAAGAAAAUUGCCGUUUCUUGCUUGGGAGAACAAAAAGUUUAUUGCGAAGGAAUUAUCUAAGCUGGCACGUAUUUUUUUGAAUGAAAUUUCAGGGCUUGAGUUUUGGGUCAAGAAAGCAGCACGGAACCUGUUCGAUAGAAUGUCUGAACCAAAUCGUGUUAAUGAGUGGAUUUCUAGUUUUGGUCUGGACUCCGGUGAAGAAUUAGUCGAAGAGUUCGAGUCCAUGCCGGGUUGGCUUAAGGACACGUCUACAGCUAACGAUCCACUUCUCUAUUGGCUUCCUUUAUCUGCAGCUGAUUUUGGUCCGAGGUUUUAUGAUGAUAGUUUGGAAAAUGAUCAGAGCUUGUUCGAUCAAGUUGAAGAAAAUGGAGACGACAGUAAGAAGGAAGUUGGGGUCGAAAUGGCAGUCGAUCGGGCUCGAAUGUGACUUUGGAACCUGAAAUUGAAACUAUGGCUAUUAGUUUGAGAGACAGGUUUAUAAACUAUGAGUCUAGUUUCAAAACGGUAACUUUGGCGAAUGAAAUUCGCCAACAUUGUUUCGAUAAAAGAGCGAAUUCUUUUCGAGUUCUGAGUUUGAUCGAGCCUUGAAAACCGAGGAUGAGACUGCUUUGGUUCUAAUUUCUCAUCUUUCGAGUGAGGAUGAAGACAAGCUUGCUUGGCCAAGUCAGGUUCUCUGCUCAAUUGUUUUCCCCAAGUUUUUGGUUCUAGCAGAUCCAGCUUCUCGUCUGCUACUGACUUCGACGAUUGAGUACUUCAAGCUUCAUCAGAGGGCCACGGUACACGGAUUAUUGUUUCCACUCGUACUGCAAAAAGAGGGUAUCAACACCCCAAUCUGUGACGUGAUGACUAGGAUUGAGAAGGAAUGCCUGCACCUGGCUCGCGUUUCUGUCUUCUGUCGG
Messenger RNA from Hibiscus syriacus, 1283 nucleotides. RefSeq lists its product as uncharacterized. The coding region runs from base 116 to 811 and encodes 231 amino acids. Gene Ontology annotation, cellular component: Fanconi anaemia nuclear complex. The record is from RefSeq and is a predicted model, not a curated record. Gene Ontology annotation, biological process: interstrand cross-link repair. The transcript has 2 exons. Lineage: Eukaryota; Viridiplantae; Streptophyta; Magnoliopsida; Malvales; Malvaceae.